Messenger RNA from Myripristis murdjan (pinecone soldierfish), 802 nucleotides. It is a transcript of the gene pigbos1, whose product is annotated as PIGB opposite strand 1. Bases 168 to 590 code for a protein of 140 amino acids. The record is from RefSeq and is a predicted model, not a curated record. NCBI's taxonomy places the organism in Eukaryota, Metazoa, Chordata, Actinopteri, Holocentriformes, Holocentridae. The transcript has 2 exons.
AUGAAAUGUUUCUAGAGAUGAAUGAGGGAUUGUGGUAGCACUGCAGCAUUAUUUUGAUUUUCCGUGGGGUGCAUGGAUAGGACACUCUCCCAGGUGAAAAAGAUAAAUGGGUGAAAUUGCUUAUGUAAAGUCAUGGUUAAUGUACUUUCGGUACGGUAGGUGGCGGUAUGCACCUUUCACCUUGCGGGACAGUCAUUGAUAGAAGAAGAAGAAAAGACAUUCUCAACUGCAGCAGCACUAUUCAAGUGUUAAACACUGAAUUCCUCUGCUUGUACUUGUUUUGUGUGUUCACACGCCGAGGACAACAUCAGCUCGGAUCAUCUCAGGACCCAGUGCCACAGAAAAUUGACUGGGAUUCCACAUUGAGAGAGACAAUGUUUCGACGAAGGAUACCCUUCGCACAGAUGGCCUUUGCCACAGUGCUUGGAGUUGCCGGUGGUGUUUAUAUUUACAGACCUUAUUUUGAGCCCCUGCAGAAGAGCAGCGGACAGCAAAAUCAGGAUGUGUCAAAGAAUCUGAGUCAGUCAGAGGAAAAUCAGUCAUCACUGGCAGAGAACCUUGAACAGGCGGAAGCCAGAAGAAGUACAUGAGAGGCUGGUGGACUGUCAGAACCAGAGGCCAAAUCAAGGACAGCAUAUACUGAAUGAUGUAUUCUUGAUGUGAUUAUUGUGAAAAAGUAUUUAAUAAGUUGCCUUACUUCAUUAUCUUCUCAGUUUCAAAAACUGUAUGGCUCAUUGUACUUUUGUCUAGUAUGUUUUUGACCAAUGUCCUAGAUUUUUACAAUGAAGUUCUACAAACACUA